Phycomyces blakesleeanus NRRL 1555(-) is the source of this 1312-nucleotide messenger RNA. RefSeq lists its product as hypothetical. The record is from RefSeq and is a predicted model, not a curated record. Bases 14 to 694 code for a protein of 226 amino acids. The transcript is spliced from 6 exons. Lineage: Eukaryota; Fungi; Mucoromycota; Mucoromycetes; Mucorales; Phycomycetaceae.
CGUAUUCCUUACCAUGUCUCCUCAACCUUCUCUUGUCCUUGCUUUUGUGGCCGCAAUGGCAUUCGUCUGUAAUGCCCAUGUUGGUAUAUCCCCUUCCACUGGACAGCCCGGUCAAAGUAUCAAUGGAAGCUUCCAUGUUCCUCAUGGAUGCAACGGAUCCGCUACUACUGGAUUGAGUGUGUCUGUACCGAGUGAAAUUGUCGUUCUUACCCCAUUGCCUGUCUCAAAUUGGACUCUUGAUGUAAAAUAUACAAAGCUUGAUACUCCUGUUCAGGUUAAUGGUGUCUCUGUCAACCAGACUGUAAGCAGCUUUUCUUGGACUGGUGGUUAUGUUCCUGCUGAUGGACUUGAAGAAUUUGGCCUCACUUUCACAUUACCCCAAGUUGAUCUGACCAAUACUCCCAAUGUUACUAUAUACUUCCCUAUUGUCCAAACAUGUGUUGUCGGAUCCACAGAAUGGACUGGUAUCCCAGGAACUGCUUCUUACAAUGCCUCUACCGGUAGCCCUGCAGCUUCAUUUGUGAUAGCUAAUUCUGUUGAUUCCACUACUGCCGAUACUCAUGAUCACGAUCAUGCAACCAGUCCCACUCCCAGCUCAUCAAGCGGUACCUCCACAAGUGGAGCAAGCGGAUUCUUGACAGCUUCUCUCUCAGGAGUUACCCUAUUUGCGGCUGUUAGUGCUUUAUUUAUCUAAACCUUCCGCUCUUUUUCUUUAUUCCUUUAUUCUUAAAAAAAAAGUCCUGCCUUACUCAAAUUAGCCAUUUAUUCACACAUACAUAAAUAUAUUACUCUAGUUUUUAUUAUCUCUCUCAUAUUUAAAAGUACUAUUAUUAAACCAAAAACAUCAUAUAACCAUAUUACAAAUGUUGACUUAGUUCUCAGUUUCACUCAUAAAGCUACCUAAAAAGAUUGAUCAAAUAUCACGAAAAUCAAGCAUUUUUAAACAAUAAAGUCACUUUUUCUAUCUCCAAAAAAAAGGUGCAGUCCCAUUCUACAAAGGAACGACGAAUUUUAUUCACUGUUGAUCGAAUCUGCAAGUGCAUCACAUUGGCUUAAAGAGACAAUGGAGAAUCCUCAUGAGCAACAGCAGAAUGCAUUGAUAAACCGAAUUGCAGCUAACGUGAAUAAACUCAACAGCACAGUACUAGAAUUGAACAAACGCUUGGAGAGUAUGAAUGAGCAGAGCAAGAGCAUUGUAGCACUCAGUCAGAUAUGGUCGGCAUAUAAUGCUUCAGUUGGCAUUCAUCUCGAUAAUACAAAGAAUUUUGCUGAUCCAAUAUAAUUGUUUUAAUUAAUGGAAUCUAUUUACUAU